AUGCGUUUCUCUAACACCCUCGCCCUCCUCUCGAUGGGAGCCAUGGCCUCGGCCUCGGCCCUCCCCAACAUGCUCGGCGCGUACGACCUCGCCAUGCCCAUCGCAGAGCGCGACGUCCCCACCAUCGAGUGCGACAACGAGCCCAUGUACACUGGCAGCCUCAAGCUCGUCAGCGCAAAGGGCCGCGAGAGCAACGCCGCCUUUGAGGGCAUCCGCAACGCAGACGGCCUCCAGCAGCUCGACGUCGGCAAGGCCGGCGCCGCCGCCCGCGAGGAGCGCUUCUCCUUCACCAGCUGCAGGAGCUCCUUCAUGGGCUACGACACCGAGUACACAAAGGCCGCCGAGGUCUACUUUGGCCGCCUCCAGCCCGCCUCCCUUGUCGGCAAGCGCUGCGUCUCGGCCAGCCAGCUCGCCGUCGACAGCGCGCGCCUCGUCGCAGACAAGUGCUCGAGCUCCGACGACUCGGGCCAGAUGCUCCAGUUCUGGGUCCUGACCAAGCAGCCCACGGGCAACGGCGAGGAGUUCACCUACUACCUCAGCUUCCCCGGCCAGCCCAAGGACGAUGGCAGCGGCGACUUCUCGGGCAGCUACACCAUCUCCAAGGUCACCCAGGACAACAACAAGCUCGUCAAGCUCGCCUACGAGGAGGAGGAGGGCGCCCCUUCGCCCUACUUCCUCAAGCUUGCCUAA
Pseudozyma flocculosa PF-1 is the source of this 690-nucleotide messenger RNA. RefSeq lists its product as uncharacterized. The record is from RefSeq and is a predicted model, not a curated record. Lineage: Eukaryota; Fungi; Basidiomycota; Ustilaginomycetes; Ustilaginales; Ustilaginaceae. The coding region runs from base 1 to 690 and encodes 229 amino acids. The transcript has 2 exons.